Molecule: messenger RNA, 801 nt
Organism: Cladocopium goreaui
Lineage: Eukaryota; Dinophyceae; Suessiales; Symbiodiniaceae
Source: the annotation of a GenBank genome assembly
AUGGCAAUGGCCCGAGUGCGGUUGGGAGUCCGUCUUGCUGCGCUAGGAGGUAGCGCGACCUUUUUGAACCGGCAGAAGCUCCAUGGGAGUAGCUGUGAAACAGCAGAAGUGACGAGAAUCUCCUACACUUCCACGAUGCGCGGGGACCCGCACGCGGCCCUCACGCAGAUCCGGCAGAUUGUGGAACAGUCGGCGGCAUCCAAUUUAAGUUCCCAAGUCUCCGGCCAUAUGUGCUACGAUACGAAGCUGAAACAAGUAUGGCAGGUGCUUGAAGGUACACCCGAUGCCGUUCGCCAACUCUGGGAGGGUAUUUGUAAGGAUCCACGGCACGUGGUGGACGAGGAUACGGUGAACAUCCAGCAGGUCGACCAUCGAGCAUAUCCGGUGGGCUGGGGCAUGCGGUGCACACGUUUUGAGCCAGGCAUGUCAUCCAAAUGCGAGGGCGACUGCGACAAGACCAACUUGAUGCAGUUGAUGUACAAAUCCGUCAUGAAAGAGGAGGCCGUCCAGUCCAAAGGCGAGAUGGUCAAUGAGAUCGUCCCCCGUGCGGUGGAGAACAACAGCAAGAAUGGAAUCACUGGCUGGAUGCUGUACAAUGACAGGACGCUCGUGGUUUAUCAAGUUUUGGAAGGGCCUCCCGAGAAGGUCGAAAGGCUCUGGGACCAGAUCCGUAAGGAUCGACGGCACUCGGUGCUAGAGGAGACCAUCAGGCGCCGCUGCAUCAAGACCCGUGAGUUUGAGAAUUGGUUCAUGGGCCUUGAUGAAGUGGAACAAACUGCUUGGAUGGCGCAAGCUUACUAG